AUGCCCGUCCAGUUCUUCAUCGCACUUUACCGCCCUAGCCACUGGGUCCUCCUCGCGACCGACAACGGCAUCCCAUCGCUCUCCGAGCCCAUCCGAUGCUUCGGAAUAGAGCAGACGGACGAAGACGAGCCGGACGACGACGCGUGGCGCAACGUCGCCUUCGGCCCCAUUCUGAACGGCUGGAAACGAUCAUACUAUGAAACUCGCGCCGGGCUCAUGGGCCCCAACUUCAGCGGUCUGCUCGUGUUCCCGCCCUGCGCGCACGAGUCCGUGACGCUUGCGCACGUGCACAAUGCACUGGACAGGCUCCCCGUCAUGCCGUUCUCGGUCUCCACGAACCCGAUGAGGAGGUAUCAGUGGUCGUGCAAGCGGUGGAUCGUUGAUGCUUUGCUCAGGCAUGGUCCAGGUUUCGGGAUGACGUUUGAGAAGAGGAUGUGUGAGGAGAGUUGGGUGGGGAUGGUGUGGGGGACGGUGUUGUAUCAUGAGAUCUGUGAGACGGCUGGCAGGCUUGAGCGGGACGGGAAGAUGGAGAAAGCGCGGGACGGGAGUUUGGUUAAGUGCGUGAGGUUCCCGGAUGAGUAUUUCAGAAGUUCUUGA
Molecule: messenger RNA, 597 nt
Organism: Peniophora sp. CBMAI 1063
Lineage: Eukaryota; Fungi; Basidiomycota; Agaricomycetes; Russulales; Peniophoraceae
Source: the annotation of a GenBank genome assembly